AUGUUUGGAACCCCCAUGCAGGGCAGCGACUCAGCGAGCAACAAGAGAGCCGUUUGUGUCAUGGCUGUCCUGCUGUUCAUGACCUUCAGCUUUGGACCCGUCAGCAUCACAGACAGAAAGCUGUCAGGCCUACAGGAUGGUGUGGUGUCGUAUACGGGACGACGACUGCUGGAGAUCGAACAACAACAGCAGCAGCAAGCAGCUGCUCAGCCUCCGAGCAGAGUGGAGGAAAAAACAGAGACGGAGGAGGACGGAGGAGACGAAGCUGCGGAGUCAUAUCAGUUCAGGAACCUGAGUGAUGUGUUCAGUGACGUGAAGGAUCUGGUGCUGCAAGACAUCGAUCGUUACUUCAGCUCAUCAGACUGCCGACAGUUCAACCGCUCAGAGUCUCUCAGGCUGGCGGACGAGCUCAGAGGUUGGGUCCAUCGACAUCAGAUCGACAGGAAGAAGUCUGGAGGAAAACCAAAAACCGCCAAGAAGGCCAAAAUUGCCCAGAAAGCUCAGCUGAGGAAGACAAACUUCUCCAGAUAUCUGCCGAUCCAGGCUCACCGCUCCAUAGAAAGUCAGCUGCAGGUGCUUCCUGGUCCUGAGGUCACCUACAGCGACUUCCUGGACGCCAUCGACCGCAGAGAGGACACUUUCUACGUUGUCUCUUUUAGACGGGACCACCUGUUGUUACCAGCCAUCAGCCACAAUAAAACCGGCAGACCUAAAAUGUCUCUGGUGAUGCCGGCCAUGUCUGUAAACGAGAGUCUCUAUAACUCCUCUCAGGGUUACGAGAUGAUGAUGCAGGUCGACUGCGAGGUCAUGGACACCCGUAUCGUCCCUAUCAAGUCUUCCGCCGUCCCGCCGUCUCUCCGCGACCCGCCUCCGCCUCCCCCCUCCUCCUCCCACCACAACCACCAUCACCACGGCAACCACACCUCGCUGCGAGGGCGCCACCACCAUCACCCCUCCUCCUCCUCUUCUUCAUCUUCCUCCUCGUCAUCAUCAUCUCCGAGGCAACCUUUACCCGCCCGCAGACAGAGAGCAGAAUAUUUAAUCAGCCAAUCAGAAGGUGUCUGAUGAGAUGUUGCCAUGGUGAUGUGGAAAGAAGAAAAGGAUGCGAUGGGGAAACAGGGAGAUGGUUUUAUGUUUGGGGAAAAAACAUCUUCAUCAUCUCUGGGACAGAGAAAAUACUGAAACCAUCCCAGAAAAGAUCAUUACUGCCAAAACAAGACACACGUUUUACUUGUAAAAUGGAGUUUGUCUUCAGUCUUUAACACUUUUUUCCUCUGACCAAGAGAUGAAUCUGAUUCUGAUUUUUUGUUUGUUUCAUACCAAAACUUGUUUUCUGUUCUUGUCUUUGUGUUUUUGCCACUUGUGUGUUGAAUCUUCUCAUCGAAUCUAUAAACUUAAAAGAGUCACUCCAACAAUUUUACACAUCCAAAGUCAUUUCACUCAGCAUUAUAGGAAAUGUAGGAUCCUCUGUGGUUCUGGAGAGAUUUUUCGAAGUCUGAAAAGUAACCCUGAUCAUGAGGGUUUAUCAAAAGAGUCUGCUGAGUUGCAUUAUGGGAAAUGUAGGAUCCAGUGGUUGGGGGCUUCACCUGUACUUUAUACUAAGCCUACAUCCACACUAAUUCAUUAUCAUUUUAAAGUGCAGAAUUAUUGGUACCUUUAAGCCUAGUGCCCACACUACUCCGGUAUUUUGGAACCCCUAAAAAAGAGACCUUUGAAAACACCGCUGACCGCAUUUUAGUUUGAAACCUCCGGGCUUGCAUUUUAGUCAUGGCUUCCUCUGAGAAUGGAUAAUGCUCCUGGUACUGUGAUAAUAUGUCACUCAAUUAUAUUUCCUUCACGUAUGAAAAUAGAUACAAAUAGAUUUCAAAUGUUGUAAAUGUCACUGCUCUCAUAUUUCCAUGCGUCCCUUUAUAUUGGCAUAAAUACAGCCAAUAGAUGGUGCUAGAGCAGUGGUUCCCAACUGGUUGGUCACGGUGUAAAAGUUGGUGAUGGGUCCAUUCUGAAUGGAUUGCAAGUGACCACUACACUGCCCCCACAGUCUGUAGUGGUAAUGCUGCAUUUUGUCUGUGUCUGUGAGCUUUAAAUGUGCAUAAAUACAGACGAAAUGAACACAGACUGCAGGCAGAAGGCUCCGUAUAGGUAUCUAACACUGAGCUCUUAUACUGAUGAAACCGUCGGUACCAGUUCCAACUUGUCAUCAGUACAGGCAAAUAAACCUCUGGUCUUACCUUUUUGUCAUCUCAGCAGUAUUUUCUGUUACUGAGCAACCAAACCACAGAGGCAUAUCACAUGCCCAGCAUACACAUAUGGUCGUGCUUUUUCAGGCUUGUUAGUGUGGACGGAGAUUGUUGUGAAAACACUCGUGUGUAUGGCAGAUUGUUUUCGUAUAAAUGGGCCGUUUUAAAAUGUAAGAUAUUAGUGUGGAUCUGGUCAAAACUCAGAAUAUCUCUGCGGCACAUAUUCUGUCCACCCACUUUUUCCUCAUGUCUCUGUAAGUUCAUCAAAUUGAUGGAAGUGCAAUACUAAAUUGUUGGAGUGGCCCUUUAAGAGUUCAGAAUCAUAAAACUUUAACACAAAGGUCGACAAUCAGAAAUUAAAACUGAGGUUAUCUAUUUACAUCUUUGCCAUUUAAGAACUACCUAAUAUUUCAUGUUUGCUAAAAAAAAAAAUCCAAAUUCAAUGUGAGAAAAGAGAAGUUGGAUAUUUUGGAAUUUGCUUUUUUUGUUCACUGGUUAAGGAGAAGUCCGGCACAUAACAAUAAAUUGUGGUUUUUAUUCUCAGAUUUUUUGUACAGAUUAAACAGACACCUUUAUAAUCAGUGAACUGUAGAGGAGCGGAUUGUUGGAUUUUUGUUACCUUGUUUGGACACAGCCAGGCUAUAGCUGUUUCCCCUCUGUUUCCAGUCCUUAUGCUAAGCUAAGCUAACAAGCAUAUUUACCGUACACACGUCUGACUCGGAAAGAAAGCAAAAAGCCGCAUUUCCCAAAAUACCGAAUUAUUCCUUUAACUACUAAUAACUUAAACUUUAUUUUCAUCACUGGUUUCCUUUUUGUUCGUGCGUCUCUGUGUUGUCUCCACCCUGCUGUGCCGCACGCUGCUGCUCCUCCAUGUCUGGUAAAAAAGUUUAAAAAUUGUGUUUUGUUCUUUGUCUCUUUUUUAUACUCAUCGAAUUUGUUACUCAUGGUGUCAAGAAAUGCAAACAUGAAAAGUGGAUAUGAAGUUCAAUGUGUGUUUUGAAGAGCAGUGGGUGGAAACAGCUGAGUCAUGUUCUUAUGAAACAACAGUUUGUUCCUUUUUUGUUUUUUUAAAGGAUUGUAUGUAAAAUGUUUUUGGGCAAUAUUACUCAUCUGGCUGGUGGUUCUUAACGGACGGGGGGGAUGUCUUUACUUCCUGCCUAAAGCAGUGGACAAAGUGGUUGUUUUUUUGUGAAGUUUCAGUCACUGUUGGCAACCAAUGGCUAUUUUUAUCAUCAUUAAAUAUGUCAGUUAUUAACUCAAUAAAUCAGAGAAAAAUUUGGCUCAUAAAAUGUCUGAAAAUACUCAAAAAUGCAGAUCGAAAUAUCCCAAAACCCAAACUGACGUCUUGAUAUUGUGUAAACGGAACAGAAAAUUUGCAAAUAUUCACUUUUGUGCAGAAACCAGUAAAUUUUGGGGGCUUUUUUGCCUCGGAAAGUAACUUGAACUGUGACUAAACAUCAGAAUAGGUGUAGAUUAAUUCCAGAUCAAUUUAGCAACUAAUCAUUUAUGUAUUGUCCCUGUAGAAAUAAUAACAUUAUGAAAUAAAAUGUGAAGAUGGUCAACAUUUCUUGGAUCAUGAACUGGAGUUUAAAUUCUGUUCUUUGUGUUAAGGACUGGGGGGAAAAAAUCACUAGAUCAAUUUAAAAAGAAAAUGUGAUUGUGAUGUUUGAUCAGGGCAGAAUUUGAGUUUCAGAUCCAGUUAAGAACCACCGACCUGAUCAGUCAAAAUAUUAAAAUAUUCACUUGUUUCAUGUUUGUUUUUUACCGUCAGACCUUUAAAAAUGAAUUUCCAGCACACACACAGCUGAGUGUGACAGCAUGCAGUCUGUGGUAACUCACGGUAACGAUGUAAAUAAGAUUAAAACAGUACGCCUUUGUUGUUGUUGUUUUUUAUUUAAAUAUGUAAAUACGUCUUUCUAAUUCCAUCCUCUCUGAUGAAAUGACACAUUUGAACUUUUGCCUUUUAUGUUUGUAGAAAUGAAGCAUUGAAUUUGAUAAAGAUAUAAUAAACUAA
Epinephelus moara (kelp grouper) is the source of this 4251-nucleotide messenger RNA. RefSeq names its product cyclic AMP-dependent transcription factor ATF-6 beta-like. NCBI's taxonomy places the organism in Eukaryota, Metazoa, Chordata, Actinopteri, Perciformes, Serranidae. Gene Ontology annotation, cellular component: nucleus. The record is from RefSeq and is a predicted model, not a curated record. Gene Ontology annotation, biological process: regulation of transcription by RNA polymerase II; endoplasmic reticulum unfolded protein response. The transcript is spliced from 10 exons. Gene Ontology annotation, molecular function: DNA-binding transcription factor activity, RNA polymerase II-specific; RNA polymerase II cis-regulatory region sequence-specific DNA binding. Bases 1 to 1065 code for a protein of 354 amino acids.